Molecule: messenger RNA, 519 nt
Organism: Alnus glutinosa
Lineage: Eukaryota; Viridiplantae; Streptophyta; Magnoliopsida; Fagales; Betulaceae
Product: pectinesterase inhibitor 2-like
Exons: 1
Coding region: 1-519 (172 amino acids)
Molecular function (GO): enzyme inhibitor activity
Source: RefSeq, a predicted model, not a curated record
AUGGCUUGCAAUUCUACAAUUUUCCUCUUUCUUGUGGCCGUGUUUCUGGGUCUCCUUGCGUUUGCGAGUGGAGAUGCAGCACUAAUAAAUAAUGUUUGCGGAAAGACUGCAAACCCAGGGUCUUGCCACAAGUGCUUUAACGAGUACACCCGAAGCUCCGGCGAGGAUGUUAAGGCCUUGGGACGCACAUCCAUCGACUGUGCUAGUUCUCAGUCCCUAAAUGUCAUGAGUGACGUAGGUAACCAUGUGGCCACGGCCACAAAUAAAGAGAAGGAAGCAUACGUUGAUUGCUCGUUGAAGCUGCAAACUGGGGAUCAGAAAAUCGCGAGUGCACUCCAAAGCUGGCAGACUGGACAUUAUGUGGACGCUGGCAAUCUGCUGUUGGAUGCUCUGCAGGCUGCCCGUGAUUGUAGUGCUGGGCUGCAGAAGUUCAACCCCCCUCCAAGUGUUGGAGAUGGUCUAACUACACUUCAGGGUUUUUGUGAGGCAGCCAAUGGAGUUCUCAGACAAAUUCAUUAA